Messenger RNA from Episyrphus balteatus (marmalade hoverfly), 777 nucleotides. RefSeq names its product vitelline membrane protein Vm26Ab. The transcript has 2 exons. NCBI's taxonomy places the organism in Eukaryota, Metazoa, Arthropoda, Insecta, Diptera, Syrphidae. The record is from RefSeq and is a predicted model, not a curated record. Bases 341 to 580 code for a protein of 79 amino acids.
GGGCCAAACAAUAAUAAUUCGGGACAAAUUUGUUCAUUUUUCCUUGAAUCAACCCUGUGUGUCUGUGUCUUUUUUCGUUCUAUUGUGCAUUGAUGGGUAGGUGGUAUAGGCAAAGUAGCAUAAUAGCCUUCAGAUGGAACAGAGUUUUGGCGGGUAUCAAAAAUUCAUGAGUGUUGUAGGGGGUAAAAUAUACGUGCGGUGAGCAAUAAUAAUAAUAUAUUUGUUUGUUGCGUGAAAUUCGGGUAUAAAAGCAACUGAUUUCGGAGUGGAAAGACAUCAGUUCUUAGAACCAGCUCUUCUCUGUAACAACAAACUUAAAAAAAACCUCAACAAAAUCAACAUGUCGAAAUUCUUCGCUAUCUGCUUGUUCGCUCUCAUCGCUGUUGUAGCCGCUAAGCCAGCCGUUAUUGCUCCAUUGGCCUAUUCAGCAUAUUCAGCACCUUUGGUGGCCUCACCCUACACUGCCGCUUACACUGCUCCAUAUGCUGCUGCCUAUUCAGCACCUUAUGCCGCCUAUUCAGCUUAUCCAUAUGCUUCAGCUUAUUCAGCAUACCCAUAUGCCGCUGCUUACUUCCGUUAAGUAUUGUUGAAGAAGAUUGUUCGACUGUAACACUGCGACCUGACCUUUAUGCAACUUUAUAAUUUUUCUGCUCCCUUCUACUUCGACCACCUGAGGAUUAAUUUGUUUCGCGCUGAAAUGUGUUAUCCUUGUUUUUAAUUACUUUUUUUUUUUUGUUUUUAAACUUUUGUGUUUUUUUCUUUUUUGUGUUUUACACU